AUGAUUUAUUCUUCUUUACCUCCUUCGACUACUAAUCUAAAUCAACAACAACUACCUAAUUCUUUAUUAUCCACUCAGUCUUUGGUUCCUUCUGUUCAGUCUAAUGUCAACUCUAAGUCUAAAUCUAAUCGUCCUCUUUCCUUUUUCUCUUCUCUUUCUAUCAGACCUAGAUCUAGAUUACUUUCUAAAAAUCAAUCCAGUCUUACACUUUCUACCCCUUAUUCAGUUUCAUCGUCACCUCAAACCUCCUCACCCCACAUUUCGAACAGUCCAUCACUUAGGGGUCCUAGUAGAGUAGUAGCAGUUGUAGGCAACAUUCGGUUUGGUAUAGGUCGUUUGAUUGUAGAGGAUCUCGUCCGAUCAAAACAUAUCGUAGUAGCUCUCAUCGAUCAACACGAUGCUAAAUUCAGUAAAUCACUCGAAUCUUUGGCUCUCAGUCCUUCACUCUUUCAUGCUUUUUCAAUCUCAGCACUCUUUAGUCAUGAUUUAUUACCCACUCAAUACAGAACCAAUGACUCGCAAAGCAAUGUUCAAUUAAACCAUACUGCAACUUCACCUCCCAUCUCGCCCACUUCCUCCAAUCGUUUCAAAUCAUUCAAACCCAUUCGAAAACGUCACACGCUUCAAACCACUAGUUCAGAACCUAGUCAUAUCAAUACCUCUGAUCAACCUAGUGUCGAUCAAGGAGCCGAUCGUACUCGUUUAUUGGCCAUUGCUGAAAUCAAAAACGUCUUGCAAUCUUAUAGAGUAGAUACUGUGAUUUGUUGUUUUGAACCGAUUCCAAGGGAAGAUACGCCAAGAUCAAUCAUCAGACGAGAAUCUGAAAAACAAGAUCAACUUUUACCACCUGAGAUUGAAAGAUCUCGUAUUGAAGCUAUGGAAUCAAUUGUUUUGAAAGCUUGUAAAAGUUCAGGUCAUGUAGGACGCUUUGCAGUUUGUGCACAUGGUCCUAGAUUAUCUCCUUUGACUCCAAUUCCGUCUCAUACUCCAUAUCAUCAUCUCAAUACCGAAGGAUCACCCAUCACCUUGACUGAAUUCAGAUGGGGUUUCUUGAUGAAUGAAUUGGCGGCUGAUGAAGCUAUCAGAGAUGGAUUAACAGGUGAAAAUGGAUUAGGGAAUUGGUUAGAUGAACCUCCCAAGGAUCGAUGGAUGAUUGAUUUUGAGAACAAAUCAACUCGAUUACCUUCUUCGAGUGGCACGGGUCGUGAUAAAGGAAAGGAAAAGGUGGAACCUGUUUGUUUUACUUUGGCAGAAGAUGUGGCUAGGUUUGUGAGUUUGGCUUGUAGGUUGAAAACUGAGUGGAAAUGGGAAACAGGCAUGAUGGUGGGUGAUAAGAUUAGAGGUGGAUGGGAAGAAGUAGUCAAUCUACUUGAAAACGUCUCGCGUACCAAAUACAGACGAGAAUAUUAUCAAAAGUUAACGAUUGAUCAAAGUCCAAAUUCAUCUAAAUCAUCAAUAGAUCAAUACUCAUCCCAUUCUAAUCAAAACCAAAAUCAAACCAUGACGAAUUUUGAUGAUGUACUACGAGGGAAAUUAUCUAAAGAAGGAUUAGAUGCCUCAUCGGUCAGAUUGAUUGAAUUCUUUAGAGUUUGGUAUUCACCUCUACCUAAACCACCUCAAAUCUUAAUCGAUCGAUCUGGAGGAAGUCAUCGACAAUCAUUACAAACCGUUCAAAGCAGACGACAAAAGAAUCGAAUAAAUCUAAACAAAUCUAGUUCACCUACUCUGAGUCAACAUUCUUCAUUGGUUUCGAAAAACUCUUCACCUGAUUUAAGUUUCACACCGGGUUCGAUGAUCAGUCAGAAUUUCAGUAAACGUAGUUCGAAUUCGUUACCUACUACACCUUCUUCUUUGAAUCCGAUCGAAGCUAGAUUACCUGCUUCGGCUCAUGAAGUGGUGAUUGUUGAUCGAAACUCGUAUAACUUUGUACCUCAUUCUUUUUCGCCUUUUAAGUUUGAUGAUUCGAUUCGUAAUCAACCGAUCACUAGUUCUCCUUUGGCUCAAAAAGUUUCUUGA
Molecule: messenger RNA, 2016 nt
Organism: Melampsora larici-populina 98AG31
Lineage: Eukaryota; Fungi; Basidiomycota; Pucciniomycetes; Pucciniales; Melampsoraceae
Exons: 5
Coding region: 1-2016 (671 amino acids)
Source: RefSeq, a predicted model, not a curated record